AUGCGCCCUUCGUCCAUCAUCGCCCUUCUCGCCUCGGCCGUCCUGGCCUUGGCCCUCCCCCAGACGACUGGCAGCUCCCCUGCCGGCGUCGACGCGAUGCGCCACUCUGCCACCGUCGCGUCGGGCAACACCUACAGCUACCUGCUGUCCAAGCCGGCCGGCACUCCCAAGGGAACAAUCUUCCUUCUGCACGGCUUCCCCGACCUGUCGUACGGCUGGCGCUACCAGAUGCCCGCCCUGACGCAGCUCGGCUACCAGGUCGUCGCCCCCGACAUGCUCGGCUACGGCCGCACCUCGGCGCCCAAGGACCUCGGAGCCUACACCUUCAAGAAGAUGACCGACGACCUCGCCGGGCUGGCAAAGCAGAUCGCCCCCGGCCAGAAGAUCAUCCUCGGCGGCCACGACUGGGGUGCAGCCAUGGUCUACCGCGUCGCCCUCUGGAACCCGGACCUCGUCAAGGGCCUCAUCGCCGUCACCACUCCUUACUCGGCGCCGACAGCACAAUACGUCGACGUGGCCGACGCCGUCAAGGCCGGGCUGACCAACUUUGGCUACCAGGUGGCCAUGCGCGACCCCGCCCUCGACGCCAAGCUGCAGACCAGGGACCAGAUCCGCCAGAUGCUGCUGGCGUUCUACGGAGCCCAGACGCCGCAGGGCCAGCCCGGCUUCACGGCCGAGAAGGGCCUGAUCUUUGAGAACCUGCCCACCCUCGGCUCGACCCCUCUCCUGUCCGCCGCAGACCUCGACUACUACGUCAACGAGUACGCCAGGAACACCGUCGCCGCGCCUCUGCACUGGUACCGCACCGCCAAGCUCAACUGGCAGGACGAGCAGAGCCUCGUGGCUGCCGGCGGCAAGAUCAAGGUCCCGACCCUCUUCAUCACCGCCACGCAGGACACCGCCCUGCCGGCCAGCCUGUCGGUCGGCAUGGAGAAGUACUUUGACAAGCUGACCAGGGGCACCGUCGACUCUUCCCACUGGGCCCUGUGGCAGGGCGCCAAGAACGUGACGACGCAGAUUGCCACUUUCGUCGCUAGUGUUUAA
Molecule: messenger RNA, 1044 nt
Organism: Pyricularia oryzae 70-15
Lineage: Eukaryota; Fungi; Ascomycota; Sordariomycetes; Magnaporthales; Pyriculariaceae
Exons: 1
Coding region: 1-1044 (347 amino acids)
Molecular function (GO): hydrolase activity
Source: RefSeq, a predicted model, not a curated record